GCGGUCGUUGGUCAUACGCGGAUUGCCGAAAAUAGCGUAAUAGAGUAAAGUGGAGUGGGCUCUCGCACUGUUGCAUUUUAUGUAGCGCGAGAUUCAUCCGUUAAAUACUCGACGGCCUAGCAGCAGUAAUUGCAGAGAUCUCCCAUCCACCUUUACGAAGAGCAUUGACCAGGUAGAAAGAGAACUAAACUUCAAAUAUUUUUUUUUGGAAGUCACCGCGUUAGAAACCGUUCAGCCUCGGUUCGAAGCGGACUUUACCAACUCCAGUUGGCAUUCGUAUAGUGAAGCUUUUUGUGUACAGAUAGCUCAGGAAUUAGGUGACUUGACUAACAUUGGUGAUUCGACUGAGUUCUAAGAUGUCUAUACGGGUCGAUGAGAACAAUCAUCCCUACAUAGAGUUGGGAAAUGGUUUCACCAUAAGAUUCAAUCGAGCAGCUUAUGAGGAAGACAAACGAUUAAGAGAGAAGGCUACAGUGUCAAAGGAAACGGAGGCGGCCUUGGCAGAGUUUCGACGGCUUGCGGAAUCGAAACCGCGCUUUAACCUUGUGGUCGACCAGACCAACUGGACGGUGAUGGUACAUCUACUUUGUUACGAAAAUGAUGCACGUAAAGCUUUUGGCAUGCUCGAGUACGGUUACUCUUUGCUGAGCAGGGAACCCGUCUAUGUGAUGCCUUAUUCUAGGAUUCGACAUGUAUAUGAGGAGGGUUUUAUCCGUUACUUGCCCGAGUGUGACGACGAGAAAGUUGUAAUUAUUAUAAUCGAAAUGGGUGGUCGAUGGGAUCCGUCCAGAAUACCCAUAACCGAGUUCGUAUCCGCCAUCCGGAUAAGCGGCAUCCUCACGAUGGUUCUACCGAACGCCCAGAAGCAUGGUUACCGGAUUAUUUAUGACGUCGAAGGAUUGUCAAUGCGCCAAAUAGCGCAUAUUUCACCUAAAGUUUCCAGCGUUCUGUUCGAUAUGAUGGAAAACUGUACCCCUAUUGUAACAAAAGGAAUGCAUACCGUCAACAAUGGUGUCAUGUACAAUGUUCUGUUUGCGAUCUUCAAACAAUUUAUGAGCAAAGAAAUGCGAGACAAGUGUUAUAUACAUGGCAAAGACUGGCAAUCACUGACUAAAUUUAUUAAUCCGCGCUGUUUGCCACCCAAAUACGGAGGAACGUCAACUGCCCCAGAUUGUGAUGGAAAGUUAAUGGCGAAAUACUUGGAAAAUUACCAGGGUUACGUUGAAGAGUACAACUCCUUUGGUUACACGGGCCCGCCAGUUCCCAAGUGAUAUAAGACUGACUAGAGAGCUGAACAAAGAAAUACGUUAAAUUACUAUUAUGGCUACAGUUAAUUAUAGUUACGGGUACAUAUGCACAUACGUUUCAUUUUAAAAUUAGUUUAUGAGCUUUGAUGGUGUCGAUGGUUUACAGAAAAAACUGC
Molecule: messenger RNA, 1423 nt
Organism: Wyeomyia smithii (pitcher-plant mosquito)
Lineage: Eukaryota; Metazoa; Arthropoda; Insecta; Diptera; Culicidae
Product: alpha-tocopherol transfer protein-like
Exons: 3
Coding region: 357-1271 (304 amino acids)
Cellular component (GO): membrane
Molecular function (GO): phosphatidylinositol bisphosphate binding
Source: RefSeq, a predicted model, not a curated record